AUGCGCCACGGCGGCUAUGCCGAGGAGGACGCGCGGCUGCGAGGCCGCGCGGAGCGGCUGGCGGAGGAACUGCGGCAGAGCGAGCGGCGGAAUCGUCAGGACGCGCAAGAAGAGAGAGAAGAGGCCGACGCCAGGGAACACGAAAAGGCGGUCCAUGCCCGAGCGGAGGCUGCGGCAGUCCUGAGAGCCCAUCAGCUGCGAAGGGCUGAAGAGGAAGCGGAGGAGCAGCGCCUGCUCCACGAGGAGGUGGAAGAGCAGCAAACGGCAGCAGCGGAACGAGCUAAGACCAUCAGCGCCUUGGUGGCGGCCGCCUCCCAGGCAGCAGCCCGCGCGGAGCGGCUGCAUCUGAAGCUGCAGGGCGCGAUGCGAAGGAAGCAGAUGGAGCUGCAAGCGAUGGAGGCGCGUGCCGCCCUGGAAGAUCGUCGUGCAGCGCAGGAGCAGCAGCUGAAACGUGCGCAGCUGCAGGUGCUAAGAGCAGAGGUGGCCGAAAUGGAGAAGCUGGAGGAGGAGCACCGCGCCGCCCUGGCGCGUGACGCGCGCGAGGCGAGCCUCCGCCGCGAGGCGGCGGCGCGGCUCCGCCCGCCUGGCGCAGCGCAGCCAAGGCGCCGUGGAAGCGCCGGUGCAGCGGCGGAACACGUCGUUUGGCUCGGGUGA
This is a messenger RNA of Cladocopium goreaui, 654 nucleotides long. NCBI's taxonomy places the organism in Eukaryota, Dinophyceae, Suessiales, Symbiodiniaceae. The record is from the annotation of a GenBank genome assembly.